CUCCAUUUCCUGUUGUGGAUUUGGAACGAGACAUUAUACCUUCAGAAUGGGAAUAAAAAGCGGAUAGAGUAGAAUAAUCGGGUGGAUGAUUUGGCCCACUAAAUGCAGCUAAACCUACAAAAACGGGCAAAGAGAGCCCAACGGAAGAAGGCUGCGAGAAACGUGUUACAACUGAAAAAUACUAGAGGCUUCAACUGUGAUAAAGCCGUUUAAAACAAGUGUACAGCCCCAUCAUGUCCAGCUCGCUCCUAUGGGCAGUGGACGUAUACGGGAAGGUGUACAGCCUAUCCACCACCAGAGGGCGCUGGGAGCGUGACGAGGACACCCUCCUGGAGCUAAAGCGUGUUACCGCUGGACAGAGGUGCAGCUGGGGAAUUGGCUGUGACCACCAUGUUUACCUCAAUAUCGACCCUGGGGAGGUACCAAUUCGCUAUCGAGAGGAGACAUAUGAGAACCAGAGGUGGAACCCAGUGGACGGCUUCACUGACGUGCUGCUGCCCACUGACCGUUGGGCCUGGAGUGACCUCACAGGGGUGACCGCCCAGCCGCUGCACAGCUUCCUGUUGCCCUCAAACAGCUGGGAGUGGGAGGGGGACUGGUACGUGGACCAGGUCUGCGCUGGAGGAGACCCCAUUGAAACUGGGGGCUGGGAGUAUGCAGUGGACUUUCCUGCUAACUUCUCCAGAGAGAAGAAGUGGAACUCGUGUGUUUGUCGCAGGCGAUGGAUUAGAGACAGGAUAUACAAAGCCAGAGGCUCUUGGACCAAGAUCCCCUUGGACCACCCCAAGCAGCCCCCUCUCCCCCUCAGUGACGUUAGCUGUGGAGGCUGGGAGAUGAGCGACCAACCCGGGCGAUAUCACUUCCUGUGGGGUGUGUCCCAACAAGGACAGGUGUGGUUCAGGAGUGGCAUCCUGCCACAGGUCCCUGAGGGCCAGUGCUGGGAGCAGGUGGAGGCCCCCAGGGAGGUGGCCCAGAUCUCUGCUGGACCAGGGGACUUGCUCUGGGCUGUACUCUGGGACGGACAGCUACUGGUCCGUACAGGCAUCUGCCUGGACAGCCCUACAGGUUCCUCCUGGGUGGUGGUGGAUUCUCCCCCAGUAAAGGAGGGCGGAACCAUCCAUGUUGCUGUGGGGGUCAGCGUGGUGUGGGCCGUCACUAAGGACUACAAAGUGUGGUUUCGGCGGGGGGUGAACUCCCAUAACCCCUGUGGCUCAGGAUGGAUCAGCAUCGGUGGGGAGAUGAUGAUGGUGGAUGUGGGACUCAAUGACCAGGUGUGGGGAGUUGGAGAGGACCGUGGUCUGUAUUUCAGGAAGGGUGUCACCCCAUCGGAGCCCAGUGGUAGGGGCUGGAUACCUGUUUCUGCCCAAUGGGGUCACAGCAAAGAGAUGGUCCAACCCAGUGCUGGCUGUGAGUUCGGGGGACAGGUGACCAAUGCUUCCCAUGGCUCUGUUCUGACCUGCGAGGACUCAGGGGACACAGAGCUCCUCCUCCUCACCACCAUCCCCCCAAGGCCACAGGACACCCCCAAAGCCUUCAUCCCCACCAGUGACAGCUUCAUCUCCAGCCUGGUGGCUGACCGUGAGCCCCUGAGGACCCCCACACCCUCCCCCAAAAAGCCACCCCAGGGGAAGGACAGUGAGGCCACCCCAGCCCCGAUGUGCAAUGUGGACCUGGACGCAGCUCAGAGCCCCCAGGGAGAGGCAUCUUCUCUUGGCAGGGCAGGGGACGUGGGACCCCCCACCUCAGUGGCCACCUACCCCCUGGGUCUGGAGCCCUCUUUGGGUUUGGGGGAGGAGGACGGGCCUGUAUGGGCCUGGAUCUCUGGCGGAGGCUGUGAUGUGGACCAUACAGCUCAGAUGACCUGGCUCAGGCCUGCAGACCCAUGCUCCACUGCCCUGUCCAUCGCCCCUGUUGAACCAGAAGCCUCCACGUCUAGGAAGGCUGAGACCACCACCAGUAAGGAGCCAGUGGAGAGAAGCGCGUCUGUGUGGGUGAGGAAGGGCAGCAUGCGCUGGUGGAGGGACUGGAAGCCCUAUCGCUGGGUGGAUGUGGGCGUGGCCCUGGAGCAGUCCACCAACGUCAAUGGCAAGAGGGAUGCCAUCUUCUUCAUCUACUUCACCCAGUAUGAUGAGAAGAAGUACCUCCAUGUGUUUAUAAGUGAUGUGACGGUGCUGGUUCCUGUGCUCAAGGAAAACUCCCAUCAUGCCUUUGCGGUGUACACGUCAGAUAGCACAAAACAAAGAUGGCCGCUGAUCCUGGCUGCACAGACUGAGAAGGACAUGGCUGACUGGCUGUCCCUGUUGGCUGGGUGUUGCUGCGAGGCCAGAGGGAUCAGGGGAACCCCUUCCCGACAGGCCCUGUGGUCAGUCACCUCCAAAGGGGACGUGAUGGUCCACGAGCCCUCUCCCUGUCUGGAGGCCCCGGCACACACCUUGCCCUGUGACAUGAUGUUUUGGCUGCAGGUCCCGGGCCACCUGCGCUGUGUAGAAUCUAACAGUCUGGGUGUGGUGUGGGGGAUCGGGUAUGACGGCACCGCCUGGGUCUACUCUGGUUCGGGCAGCGCUGCUGAGGAAGAGCCCCCUCAGGGAGACAGGCGUGUCCUGCACACACAGACAGAUGAAAGGACUGUGUACAUCUAUGAGAACCAGCGAUGGAACCCCAUGACUGGAUACACAGACAAGCUUCUCCCCACAGACCGGUUCCCGUGGAGUGAUGACAACGGCUUUACAGAGUGCACCAAGUCCACCACCCACCCUCCCUCGCCUCAGUGGAGCUGGGUGACAGAGUGGGCCGUGGACUUGGCUUUCUCAGGAGGGACAGACCGAGAGGGGUGGCAGUAUGCAGCAGACUUCCCUGUGACGUUUCAUGGCAACAAGAGCCUGAAGGACUUUGUCAGACGUCGGCGCUGGGUCAGGAAGUGUAAAAUCACCCUGACUGCCCCAUGGCAGGAAGUCCUGCCCAUCCCCUUAAGUGACAUCACAGUGUUGCCGUGCCUGGCUCAGAGCAGUAUGGAGCAGGUCUCAGUCUGGGGCCUCAGUGACAAGGGGGACGUCCUAUGUCGCCUGGGGGUCACCCCCCAAAACCCUGCGGGUUCCUCGUGGCUCCACGUGGGUACUGACCAGCCCUUCAAGUCCAUCUCCAUCGGGGGAGGUCACCAGGUGUGGGCCAUUGCCAGGGACAGAGCUGUGUUCUACAGGGGCUCAGUGUCUGCCAGAAACCCUGCAGGAGAGUGUUGGUACCACAUCCCUUCCCCACCCAAACAGAGCCUCAGACAGCUGUCUGUAGGGAGAACCUCGGUCUACGCCGUGGAUGAAAACAGUAACCUGUGGUACAGACAGGGCCUAACUCCCAGCUACCCCCAGGGCUCAGCCUGGGAGCUCCUCUCCAACAAUGUGACCAAAGUCUCAGUAGGACCUCUAGAUCAGGUGUGGGUGAUAGCAGACUGGGUCCCAGGCUGCCCCAGUGAGCUGUCUGUUCCUGGAGCUGUCUGUCACAGGCUGGGGGUGGGACCUAUGCAGCCCAAGGGCCAGUCCUGGGACUACGGCAUCGGGGGAGGAUGGCAGCACAUCAGUGUGAGAGGGAACUCCACAGAGGCUCUACGUGCCACCCCGGCCCUUACUGGAUCCACCCCCCGUAGCCCACUUCCUGCCAGGCCAGUCCCCACUGGAUCCACCCCCCGUAGCCCACUUCCUGCCAGGCCAGCCCUUACUGGAUCCACCCCCCGUAGCCCACUUCCUGCCAGGCCAGUCCUUACUGACACCACCGCCCGUAGCCCACUCCCUGCCAGGCCAGUCCUUACUGACACCACCCCCCGUAGCCCACUUCCUGCCAGGCCAGUCCUUACUGACACCACCGCCCAUAGCCCACUUCCUGCCAGGAUACCUUUGUCACAGGAGAACGGGAACUCUGUGGGUCUGUAGGGUCUCUACUAACCCGCCCCGUUCCUCCAUCUCUACCCACAGCCCUGUGUGUGCCUGAUUCCAUUUCCAAUACAACCCAGCACAAACAUGGUAAUGUUGGUCUAAAUGUAAAGAGCAUGAAUUGGUUGGAUAUUUAAAUCACUUAGUGCUGGGCUGAAACAUAUUGGCCACCUUUGACCCAGCACUGGAAGUAUUAGUGCUUCUGUCAGUUUAUCCAUUCCACAGUCUGAACUUGUGGCAGGUGCUAGGAGAAGUGGUUAGGGUGAGAAAUGGAACCGAGCCUGUGUCCCAUACCAACACACGCCACUCCCUUGGACCUCCGUGUAGUCUUGCUUUGUAUGAUUUUGUUCUCAUUUGCCUAGUUGACACACCACCUUUUCAUCAGUCUAUGUAUGCUUUGGAAUUUAUUUGUUUACUGUCAUCUUGGUUUGGCCUGCAUGAUGUUUGUAAUGUAGUGGUUGAAGUAGCUUUUUCUUCAGAACUAAAAAUAUCAACUCUAGUCAUAGCUCUGGGCUUCCAUGACAAGGAUUAUUUAAUACAUUUACCAGAUUUUUUUCCUCAGAUGGUUAAAAACAAUAUGGACCUGAAUAGCAUCUAUUUGCUGUGUAAUGUAUUAACAUCCAGAAUGUUAUGAAUAGGACCAGGAGUUUUCUGCUCAAGUCACAUGAUCUGCAGACGCUCUAGUUAUGAUCCCUGGUGGAUUACUUCAGUAUUCCAUGCAGAUACUGAGGUCAGGAUUCAAACAGCACUGUGCCUACAUUGCAUUACAAUUUCCUGGAUGUUAGGCGACGUCAGCUACCUUUAGAAGUGCAGCGUAAUGUUUGAAUUCCUGUCUGAGUUUGCUGUGGCCGUGACUGUUCUCUUACAAGGACCGACAACUGAAAUAAAUUCCAAAACAGCUCUGCAA
Molecule: messenger RNA, 4827 nt
Organism: Oncorhynchus mykiss (rainbow trout)
Lineage: Eukaryota; Metazoa; Chordata; Actinopteri; Salmoniformes; Salmonidae
Source: RefSeq, a predicted model, not a curated record